CAUUUAAGGAAAUUACAAAUGAAAAAGAAGAAUUUUUUAAUUUGUUAGUUCCAUAUUUUAAAAAAGAAGAAGUACAAAAGGACUCGCCACUGUGGUCAAAAGGUGAUAAUCCACAUUGUAUAUAUGUGGUGGAGCAAGGACAAUUGAGCAUAUGGAUUUCGGCAGAAAACAACAAAAAAAAUGUAAUUGAGAGAAUCUUACCACUUACCAUGGUAGGUGAAUUAGGUUUUUUCACUGAUAAUCAGCGACCAGCAAAUUUAGAGACAAAUACUCUAUGUGUUCUAUGGAAAAUGGAUCAAGCUUCUUAUUUAAGUAUGAUGAAAUCUAAUCCCGUUUUAGGAGCCAUUUUUAUGAAAUUGGUAAUGAAAUUCUCUGUAGAAAGGUUACGCAAGUUGGAUCGUUAUGCCUUUGAUUAA
Molecule: messenger RNA, 416 nt
Organism: Entrophospora candida
Lineage: Eukaryota; Fungi; Glomeromycota; Glomeromycetes; Entrophosporales; Entrophosporaceae
Source: the annotation of a GenBank genome assembly